Molecule: messenger RNA, 1338 nt
Organism: Sycon ciliatum
Lineage: Eukaryota; Metazoa; Porifera; Calcarea; Leucosolenida; Sycettidae
Product: zinc finger protein 174-like
Exons: 1
Coding region: 1-1338 (445 amino acids)
Biological process (GO): regulation of transcription by RNA polymerase II
Molecular function (GO): RNA polymerase II cis-regulatory region sequence-specific DNA binding; DNA-binding transcription factor activity, RNA polymerase II-specific
Source: RefSeq, a predicted model, not a curated record
AUGAAGCCGGAGUGCCCCUUUAAGGAUCACGAGCACUAUGACAACUUGUUUGAUGGAGUACUUUUGCCCUCCUUGCCAGAAGUCUUUACGGGCAUGGGCUCCAAUAUGAACACACGACUCGUACAUCAUGAUGCGUUUGCGCCUUUGGGUGAUAGUAAGUUGACGGCAGCACAAGCGCCAGCAAUGGCCUUACGGCCAAGACGACAGCAUCUCCAGCCGCCAAAUAUUCCCGGCUUGCUUGACUUGCUACCAAGUCCACACGAACUCAGCCAGUCACUACCACACAGUAACGUAUUCGGAAAGCAGCCAUCAAUGAAAGAACCUGAAAACCCAACGACAGCAUUCUCCUUCCACCAAGGUCAGGCGGCACCGAUCCUUCUGCAUAGCCUAAUGCAGGAUAACCAGCAUAAUUCCAACAGCUUGAGUGAUGCAGCACUCUUUCCGUUCCCGCCACAAGUUUCUAAAGGCGUCAGCUCAUUUGGAAAUAUAGGAUUCCCUCAUGAUGUGUUUGCGCCUACUUGUGACACGAAUGCGAUGGUCGUGUCAAGGCAAGGACGACAACAUAUUCCAAGUUUACCGGAAAUGCCACCAAGUCUUCGUCACGACCUCAGUGAGCCACUUCCACAAAGCACCUUCCUCGGGCAGCAGCCGUCAAUGAAAGAACCUGAUAACUCAGCGACACCAUUCUCCUUAAACCUAGGUCCGGCGGAACCACUCCUUCAGCCUAACCUACUCAACGGCUUGAGUGAUGCAGCAAUCUUUCCCUACCUGCCAAAAGUUUCUACCGCAAUCCGCUCCGAUGUAAAUACAGGAUUACAUCAAGAUGUGUUUGCGCCAUCGCGUUGUAGCAAUGUGUUCCUAUCACCAUCACUAGCAAGGGGCCUACAACAACAACGACGACAACAGCAAGAUCACAAGCUGCCACAUAUUCCCAGGUUGCAGGUAAUGCCACCAUACCAACACGACCUUAGCGAGCCACUACCACAGAGUAACUUACUUGGACAGCAGCCGUCGAGUAAAGAACCUGCAAAAUCUGCCAAAGCCAAACUAGUUUGCUCGGAAUGCAAUAAGAGUUUCUCGUAUCCGUCGGACUUCAAAAGACACAAAUCGGUGCACACUGGCGAGAGGCCAUAUCAGUGCAUAGAGUGUGGAAAAACCUUCAAGAGGAAGUAUAGUCUAACUGUGCACAAGAGAACACACACAGGUUACAAACCAUAUAAGUGUACAAUCUCGGGCUGUGAACAGGCAUUCUCACAGUCCGGCAAUCGCAACCGGCAUGUGCUUCGCCACAAGGCGAAUGUCAAGAAGCAAACUAAACCUGCCAGUGGAUGCAACUGA